CCGCUGGGGAGGAGGCGCGCUGCCGCCGAGUGCCGGGACGCGGUGUCUCCCACUAUCCGCGCGCCCGGCCAGAGCCCGGCACUCGGUCGCCCCGUCGCACUGGGCCCCGAGGGCAUGCGGCAGCCGCAGGGGCCCCCGCUCCCGAGCUCGGCGGCGCGGGCGAGCGCGAGCGGAUGUUCAGUUCUUCUCCACAAUGAAUGAGUGUCACUAUGAUAAGCGGAUGGACUUUUUUUAUAAUAGGAGCAACACUGACACUGCCGAUGAGUGGACAGGAACAAAGCUUGUAAUUGUUUUCUGUGUUGGAACGUUUUUCUGCCUGUUUAUUUUUUUUUCCAAUUCUCUGGUCAUUGCAGCAGUGAUCAAAAACAGAAAGUUUCAUUUCCCCUUCUACUACCUGUUGGCUAACCUAGCUGCUGCAGAUUUCUUUGCUGGAAUUGCCUACGUGUACCUGAUGUUUAACACUGGCCCAGUUUCAAAAACUUUGACUGUCAAUCGCUGGUUUCUCCGCCAGGGGCUUCUGGACACCAGCUUGACUGCCUCCCUGACCAAUCUGCUGGUUAUUGCUGUGGAGAGGCACAUGUCAAUCAUGAAGAUGCGGGUCCACAGCAACCUGACCAUAAAGAGGGUGACGCUGCUCAUUUUAUUCGUCUGGGCCAUUGCCAUCUUUAUGGGGGCAGUCCCCACCCUGGGCUGGAACUGCCUCUGUGACAUCUCUGCCUGCUCGUCCCUGGCCCCCAUUUACAGCAGGAGUUACCUCAUUUUCUGGACUGUGUCCAACCUCGUGGCCUUCCUCAUCAUGGUUGUGGUGUACCUGCGGAUCUACAUGUAUGUCAAGAGGAAAACCAACAUCUUGUCUCCACAUACAAGUGGGUCCAUCAGCCGCCGGAAGACACCCAUGAAGCUCAUGAAGACAGUGAUGACUGUCUUAGGGGCCUUUGUGGUGUGCUGGACCCCCGGCCUGGUGGUGCUGCUCCUGGAUGGCCUGAACUGCACGCAGUGUGGGGUGCAGCAUGUGAAACGGUGGUUCCUCCUGCUCGCGCUGCUCAACUCGGUCAUGAACCCCAUCAUCUACUCCUACAAGGACGAGGACAUGUACAGCACCAUGAGGAAGAUGAUCUGCUGCCUGUCUCCGGAGAAGAACUCAGAGCGCCCCUCCCGCAUCCCCUCCACCAUCCUCAGCCGGAGCGACACCGGCAGCCAGGACGCGGGAGACGGCGUGAGCCACAGUGCGGUGCGCAGCGACGGCCACCCCUGAGCUGCGCCCGCCGCGGGCCCCUCUGGGGAAAGAGCCGUUCAGAACGGGCACUGCUCUCCAACAACGCCCACGCCCAGUGUUAUUUGAGGUCUUAAUUGAUCGCUGGUAGACUGAAAAAAUUGUUUGACAUAGUUUAAAGGCAUGGGCAGUGAGGAGAGGACACAGUGCCUUUAGAGAAAAUGCACAGGAGGGAAGACAGCGCCGUGGGUUCCUGUUUAAGGUCCUGUGAUCCGCGCCGAGCGCCGCCAGCGGGUCUGUGCCUCCUGGGCGCUGCCGCCGUCCUGUAGCCGUUCUCUUUGUGUUUUAAAAGGAUGUUGUUAAAGGGCUUAGGCCAAAAUAAUAAUAUUACUUGAGCCACCUGAUAUAGCUGCUUGGAAAGCCGAUGUAGUUCUUUCUGCAUGCAUUUACAAUUUUAAAAAUGCUUCAGCAAUAUUUUUUUCCUCCCAAGAAACCACGGCCAGUAGCUGUAGCUAGGUGUUCAGUGUGAAUCUCAGAAUAAUAAAUAGUAAAGGCUCCAGAUUAGACUUGAUUUUAACUGAAAGAACAUUCUGAGGAAAAAGACUUACUUUAAUAACAAAAAAGGUGAACGUUAGAAACGUCUCUUGAAGCAAAAACAAAGAAAAAGAGGUCUUGAUGUGGCCCUCUAAACAUGCACAUGUAUAUAUGCCGCUGCAUAUUUAUACAUUUCAAAUUUAUAUUUAAACACAUCAAGGACAGUGAUUGUGAAAUUCAUUCACUCACUACCUAGACUUUCUAGUCUAGGACUAUAGCUAUAAAAACUAUUGUGCUCCAAAAGAAAAGAGAAAGAGGUGAUUCAUUUGAAAACAGACAUAUAGCAUGUAAAAGGUAUAUUGAUAAGUGGACGGAGUUCCUUUCAUAUAGGAUUAAAUGUGAUCUUGACUCAAGUCCUUAUUUUCAGUUACCUCCAUUACCCCUGGUAGCUUGUCAGAUUUAGUAUGUGGAAUAAUUUUCACAUCUUAUAUUUUGACCACAGUUAUCGGCAUGCUUCUAAUACUUGUCUUACCUAUGGGCUGAAUUUUGAUCUGGGUUCUUUUAAAAUUUGUCUCUUCAAAGAACUAAGUAGGCAGUAUAACAGGUAAGUUAGUAAGAAAAAGGAAUUCUGUCAUACACAAAGGCUACUGACCACAGUUUUCUAUGUAAAGCAUUAAGAAUAAAUUCUGACUAACUUCAAGGCAGGUAUUUUAGUAUUUAUGUAGUUUGCAAAAGAAGUUUACAUUUUCUUUGCUAUUGUGAUGUAACAUUUAUGUGUGUGCAAGAACUACUUGUAAUAAAAGGAUUUGAGAAGUCAUGCUUUUAGAUACAGUGGCCUAAAAUAGAGAGUGAUUUGAAGGUGUAGAUUUCACAAACUGUGUAGUAAUUGGAUCUAUCCAAAGUUUAUAUAAAAGCUAUCUAUAAAAUAAAAUUAAAAAUCUGUU
Manis pentadactyla (Chinese pangolin) is the source of this 2691-nucleotide messenger RNA. It is a transcript of the gene LPAR3, whose product is annotated as lysophosphatidic acid receptor 3. Gene Ontology annotation, molecular function: lysophosphatidic acid receptor activity. Gene Ontology annotation, cellular component: membrane. The record is from RefSeq and is a predicted model, not a curated record. Bases 194 to 1255 code for a protein of 353 amino acids. The transcript has 3 exons. NCBI's taxonomy places the organism in Eukaryota, Metazoa, Chordata, Mammalia, Pholidota, Manidae. Gene Ontology annotation, biological process: G protein-coupled receptor signaling pathway.